CGUUGUCGUAUAAAUCGCGAUGUAUCAACCACCUUUACCGCCUCCUCCGGUGCAGCCACCGCCGCCGCCUCCACCACCGCCAGAAGCCGAAGUGGGGCUUUCUCCACCCGGCGUGAAUGUGGACUCCCAAGUCUACAAAAGUUCCGACUCCAGUUACGUGCUUCCGGAAACGCCUUCAAGCAGUUCCAUUUACAAUCCAUAUCAGCAACCUGCAUAUGGAUACGAUGGGUACCAAUACCAGGAGACACCCCCGCAGACGUACUACGACCAGGAGGCGUACCAGUACCAAGGAUCAGCAACUCCCGGAUCAUACUCCUACGAGGGUUAUAAGUACUUGGAUAACUGUCCUGCAUAUACUCCAAACUACCGCCCUCCCCACCAAAGAUACAACUCCCACAGCACCAACCAGGGCUAUCACCAUUACUCGAACUACAACCAAAGCUACAAUAAGAGAUACGAAUCUCGACAUGGAUACGAAUCACGUCAUGGGCAUGGUCACGGCCACUAUGCGCACCGACCACCUCGAGGAUCGGAGCACAACUACUAUGGAUCGUCAGCUGGCAGUGAUUACUCCUCCCGCACCUAUCGCGAGAGAGACAGGGAGAGGACUGAUUCUGCAGACAAGCCCAAACCCAAGCCAAAGGUUGAGACUGAAAGGGACCGGCUGCUGCGCCAGUGGUGCUCGAACUACUGCGAAAAGCCAGAGGAUUACGUCAAGAAGAUGAAUGCGCUUAGCGAAAUGGAGGCUCCCGCCGAGUCCUGGGUUCGGUCGUCGCCAGCCGACCCAUACUACGAACGAAUACAGAUUGAUGGGGAAAACAGGGUCCAGGGUCGCGUGCGUUUGCAGAAGCUAUGCGAUCUCUUUGACGAGGAGCUACUCCAGCGCGCGGACCGCGUUCGUCGCACACUGCCAGUUUAUGUUCCUCCGCCGAGAAAGGCGCGUCGCCGUGUCUGCAAACACAAGCACAAGGCCGAGGCUUGCUCAUCGUCCUCCUCGUCUGACGGGGACUCGGACGAGGAUGCCUUCAAGAUAGAGCAGGACUGCUGCAUGGAGGAGUUGUCACGCAAGCUGAAACAUCCGCAACGCGUACACGCGGACCUCUGGCACAACGAUGCCGGCGAGAUGAACGACGGACCACUGUGUCGCUGCUCAGCCAAAUCCCGACGUAUCGGCAUUCGGCACGGAAUCUACCCAGGCGAGACUGGCUAUAAGUUAUGCGACCGGAAUAGCAAUAAUGCCGGGAAGUUGUAUCACUACCGGAUAAGCAUCUCGCCACCUACGAAUUUUCUUACCAAAACACCAACUAUAAUCAAGCACGACGAACACGAAUUCCUCUUCGAGGGCUUCUCCUUGCUAUCGCACGUGCGACUCACAGACCUUCCGGCCUGCAAGGUAAUUCGAUUCAACAUCGAGUACACAAUUGAGUAUGAGGAAGAGAAGAUGCCGGAGAACUUUACAAUCCACGAGUUGGAUCUUUUCUUUAAAUACCUGUUCCAUGAACUACUGGAACUGGUGGACUUUAACCUAAUGCCCAACGUGCCGGCUGGUUCCACGGAAGAGAGUUGUCCAGCUUUCCAUUUUCUACCGCGAUUUGUAAGAGAACUCCCGGACAAUGGCAAGGAGGUGCUGGCUAUGUGCGAGGUUCUGCGAUACCUUCUGGACAACUCUGCACAGCUGGUGGAGCGCCAGCAGCUGCUGCAUCUUAAUCAGAUCAGUCAGCACGAGUGGCAGAACUACGUUGACUAUAUCAAGGGCAUGUUGGUCACGAAACCCGGCCACAAGCCCUGCUCCCUUCGCGUCGAUCAACUGGACAGGAACAACUCGGAUCUGCCGGAAUGCAUUGACCCUGAGACGGGCAUCUCCCACCCGGCAAUUGUGCACUUCGGGAUCCGGCCGCCUCAACUGAGCUACGCCGGUAAUCCGGAGUACCAGAAGGCUUGGCGGGAGUACGUAAAGUUUCGCCAUCUGAUGGCAAACAUGUCGAAGCCGUCCUUCAAGGACAAGCGCAAGCUUGAGGAGAAGGAACAGCGCCUGCAGGAAAUGCGCACUCAGGGACGAAUGAAGCGCAACAUUACGGUGGCUAUUAGUUCGGAGGGAUUCUAUCGCACUGGCAUUAUGUGCGACAUUGUGCAGCACGCUAUGCUGGUGCCAGUGCUCACCGGUCAUCUACGCUUCCACAAGUCCCUGGACCUCCUCGAGGAGAGCAUCGGGCACCGCUUCAAGAAUCGAUACCUGCUGCAACUGGCUCUGACUCAUCCUUCGUACAAGGAGAACUACGGAACUAAUCCGGACCAUGCUCGCAAUUCCCUAACCAAUUGCGGCAUACGGCAGCCCGAGUAUGGGGACCGAAAAAUACAUUAUAUGAACACCCGGAAGCGCGGCAUCAACACUCUGGUGAGCAUCAUGUCCCGCUUUGGCAAGGAUCAUGAAACUGUCUCGAACAUUACGCACAACGAGCGCCUGGAGUUCUUGGGUGAUGCCGUGGUGGAGUUCCUCAGCUCCAUCCACUUGUUCUUCAUGUUUCCCGAGCUGGAGGAAGGCGGUCUUGCCACCUACCGAGCAGCCAUCGUGCAAAAUCAACACCUGGCACUACUGGCCAAGAAGCUCCAGCUGGAAGAGUUUAUGCUAUACGCUCACGGCUCAGAUUUGUGCCACGAGCUGGAACUGCGCCAUGCCAUGGCCAACUGUUUCGAAGCUCUGAUGGGAGCUCUUCUUCUGGACGGCGGAAUCAAGGUGGCGGAUGAAGUGUUCACUGACGCGCUUUUCCGUCAGGACGAAAAGCUGUUGAACAUUUGGAAGAACUUACCAGAGCACCCGCUCCAGGAACAGGAGCCCCUCGGAGACCGAGGGUGCAUAGAGUCGUAUCGUGUUCUCAAGGAGCUGACCAAGUUCGAGGAGUCCAUCGGCAUCAAAUUUAAGCACAUCCGUCUGCUGGCGCGUGCCUUUACCGAUCGAUCCAUUGGCUUCACCCACUUGACUCUGGGCUCGAACCAGCGUCUUGAGUUCCUCGGCGACACCGUGCUCCAGUUAAUCUGUUCGGAGUACCUUUACCGUCACUUCCCAGAACACCACGAGGGUCAUCUGUCUCUGCUUCGCUCGUCCCUGGUUAAUAAUCGAACCCAGGCGGUGGUCUGCGACGAUCUGGGGAUGCCUCAGUAUGCCAAUCCUAAAGCUGAUUUGAAAACAAAGGACCGAGCCGAUCUAUUGGAGGCCUUUCUUGGAGCUCUCUACGUUGACAAAGGGCUGCUCUACUGCGAGCAAUUCUGCCAUGUGUGUCUUUUCCCACGUCUGCAACUCUUCAUCAUGAAUCAGGACUGGAACGAUCCCAAGUCGAAGCUCCAGCAGUGCUGCCUCACACUGCGGACCAUGGACGGCGGAGAGCCGGACAUUCCUUACUACAAGGUGGUGGAAGCCAGCGGCCCAACCAACACUCGCGUCUACAAGGUGGCCGUCUAUUUUCGAUCCAAACGGCUGGCUACCUCCAACGGUUCCUCCAUCCAACAGGCGGAAAUGAAUGCUGCUAAACAGGCUUUGGAGAAUUCGCGGGACCUCUUUCCGCAACUGGAUCACCAGAAACGGGUGAUUGCCAAGAGCAUUAAAAAGCAAACUGGCAAUGAGUUGGACGGCGAGAUGGGCGACCGCCAGCAGCAGGAUGAGAAGAUAAAGAGACCCAAGUACGCGGCACCCCUUCAGGACGAAAGCCAUCUGCCGAAGCAGUACCGCAUGCACGAGAACAUCUCCAGUGACGAGCUGCCCGAAGACGAUGAAUUCGAAAGCUCAGCUCGCAAGAGUCCAACACUUCCUCCAAGACCAACCAAGAGCAGUGGUAGCAGCAGCAGUAGCAGUAGCGAUAGCGAUGACUCCAGCUCAUCGCCCAAGAGACGCCGUCGCGUUCGAAAGAGUGCCUCCGAAUCCUCCUCAUCUUCAUAGGGAUGGCCAUUGAACUUUCCAUUCUAAUAUAAUCCUAAAUAUAAUUUAACUAAUAGUUAACCAAAAGGGUCAUCAACUUAUUAAUUCUAAAAGAAAAACGAAGCUUGUCACCAAAAAUUUUGAAAAGAAAAAUGCAACAAUGUUUCCUAUUUCGCUUUUAUUCUUGAGCUUCAAAGCUUGCAAAAUGAUUUCUCUCUAAAGAAAAUAUAACAUUUUCUGUGGACAGUGGACAGUGGACGAUAAUUAAAUCAAAAAGUCUUCGUUUAUCUUUUGGAAAGUGUUUAACCCAUACAUUGCUUUGAGAACUAGCUCCUAGAGAAUUCUCUGUUUCGAUUUUCAAAUAAAGAUAUUAGCCCCAGAUAAACCAAAGUAAA
Drosophila ananassae is the source of this 4305-nucleotide messenger RNA. RefSeq names its product ribonuclease 3 (gene drosha). Lineage: Eukaryota; Metazoa; Arthropoda; Insecta; Diptera; Drosophilidae. Gene Ontology annotation, cellular component: nucleus. Gene Ontology annotation, biological process: regulation of gene expression; rRNA processing; pre-miRNA processing. The coding region runs from base 20 to 3931 and encodes 1303 amino acids. Gene Ontology annotation, molecular function: ribonuclease III activity; double-stranded RNA binding. The transcript has 3 exons. The record is from RefSeq and is a predicted model, not a curated record.